AUGCACGAAUACCUGGUGAAAGUGCUCGAAGUAGACAACCAGGAGUGGAUUCUGCAGCAAGAAGUCAAGUUGAUGGUUAGUAUUAUCACCAACGCGAUCAAACCAGCACCACUCCAGGUGGCUGUGACAAAACAACUCCAGUUGCAGUGGAAUAUGGUUAUCAAGGCAGACGUAUUUCGCUAUGUGAAGUGGUUGAGACAAUUUGCAGUUAGUUACCAACUCGAUGGUGGCAUCGACGAAGAGAAGCAGCAGAAAUCGGUUGUGGAAGUUCUACCAAAAGAUUACAUGAAGCCGCGCUCGCGCCGUAAUCAAGAGCGCGGUGAAAAGAAACCAAAUGGCGCACAAGCAGCGCCUUCGGCAGACCGAGCGGAGAAGGUAGCGUCGCAGGAGCGAACGAAGGUCAAGUGUUUGAAGUAUCAAUCAAAUUCGCAUCGCGUGCGCAAUCAUCUGGGUCUCCGAGAGGCCCAGAUCAAGCAGUUGAUGGACGAGCACCAUCAAGCACGUCGUCGGAUGAUCGGAGUAUCGAGAGACACAACAACUAGCAGUAUGGAGUGCCGGGAGUCAAUCGAGGUUGUGCUACAGUAA
Molecule: messenger RNA, 585 nt
Organism: Aphanomyces invadans
Lineage: Eukaryota; Oomycota; Saprolegniomycetes; Saprolegniales; Verrucalvaceae
Exons: 1
Coding region: 1-585 (194 amino acids)
Source: RefSeq, a predicted model, not a curated record